This is a messenger RNA of Hemicordylus capensis (graceful crag lizard), 4137 nucleotides long. RefSeq names its product sulfotransferase 6B1-like. The record is from RefSeq and is a predicted model, not a curated record. Gene Ontology annotation, molecular function: sulfotransferase activity. Bases 1073 to 1981 code for a protein of 302 amino acids. NCBI's taxonomy places the organism in Eukaryota, Metazoa, Chordata, Lepidosauria, Squamata, Cordylidae. Gene Ontology annotation, cellular component: cytoplasm. The transcript has 8 exons. Gene Ontology annotation, biological process: sulfation.
UCCGGCCCGGCCGCGGGGAGGGGGAAGACGGCGAUGGCGGGUCCAGCCUGACCGCCAGGAGGGGAAAGACGGCGGGGGCGGGUCUGGCCCGGCUGCAGGAAGGAAAGAGACGGCGGCGGCAGGUCCAGCCUGACUGCGGGGAGGGAAAAGGCGGCGGCGGCGCGGGCGGCAAACACAGCAAUGGGCAUCAAUUUUCGGGAGACUAGCGCCCGUUAUUUUAACGGGCUAAAAUAUACUAGUAGUGAGGUAAAGCUGGUGAUCAUGAACACCACCUUUAUCUCAUUAUUAGUAAAAAUGAACUGCCGCUCCAUUUCCCUUCUGCCUCCCUGCCAGAGUACUCUGUGGUUCUGGUGGGCUACAGCUACUGUUGCCAACACUCUCAUACUGGAGACAUUAACAAACACGUUAACAGUCAUCAGUGGCUGGCUGACUUACCAUUCCCCAGGCAUUGGGAUCACAAAAACCACAAGUAGGCGCAAGCGAUGUCUACUACUAGAUAGUGCUCAGGUGUGGAACCUAUCAUUACUGGAUAACAACACGUCUCUUUCUAGAAGACCAAGUUAUGUCACACCCAGAGGCUAUUCUCAUGGGCGAGCAAAACUGGGCUAAAGGAGCCCAGCCUGGUUUUGCUCACUCGUGAGAACCAGUAGGCUCCAGGGGUGUAACUAUAAUAGGGCAAGGGGAGACAGUUGUCUGGGGCCCCCCUGCCUUGGGGGCCCCCAGAGGCAAGUCACAUGACUGACUCCCCCAGCUGCGCACCCGCUGGGGCUUCCUUCAGUUGUAUUCAUCCUCCGAAACUGAUGGCCAAUCAUGCCAACACUGGGGAUUACUUGCAAAGUGUAAACAGUACUCCAGCAAUUGAGACUGGACACAUGGGUCCGUUUUCUCUUCAGGACAAUAAACAGGGAAGAGAUGAGGAAGUCAAUUUGAUCUGGCUGGCUUGUUUAUGAAGUACCGUACACAAAAUACAAAAGGGAGAAGCAAGACUGAUGACUCCACCCCAUAAAAUACCCCUUUAAAGGCAUUUGCUGUCCGAAUAACACUGCAGUUGCUUACAACAGAAGAGGCAAACAUGACUGAGAAAACAUUUGUGGAAGAAAUAGAAAAAGCACUGGAAAAAUCCAAAGGCCUUAACAUCAAGGAGCUUCUGUUUUCCUAUCAGGGGACCUUCUAUCCAGCCACUGUCUGCAGUGCAGAAACCUUCCAAGCCCUGGAAAAUUUUGAAGCCAGAAAAGACGACUUGGUGUUGGUGUCUUAUCCCAAAUGCGGUAUGAAUUGGCUCAUUCAGAUUGCAAGUGAUCUGAUUGCUACAACUUUGAAUACUAAGCAGGAGAACAAAGAGCUCCCAUUUAUUGAAUGUGGAGAUCCUGAAAAGUAUCAGAGGAUGAAGCAGUUUCCAUCUCCAAGGAUUGUGGCCACCCACCUCCAUUACAACAACCUUCCCAAAUCCAUCUUGAAAAAUAAAGCCAAGGUACUGGUGUUGUUUCGUAAUCCUAAAGAUGUGGCUUCGUCGUUUUUCCAUUUUCACAACAAUUCCCCAAACAUUCCCAGUUAUAACUCCUGGGAAGAGUUUUUUUCAGAAUUUAUGAGUGGAAAAGUGGCUUGGGGAUCCUAUUUUGACCAUGCAGUUGUUUGGAACAAACACAUAGACGAUGAAAAUAUUCUGAUUCUGACAUAUGAAGAACUGAAAGAGGACUUGGCUGCUGGAGUGAAGCGUAUAGCUGAAUUCUUUGGUUUUGCUGCUACGGCGGAACAAGUCCAGUCUAUUGCAAACAGGGCGUCCUUCCAAGCAGUGAGGGACAAAUCUCAGGAGACACAUGGUGCAGUUGGGCCACUGCUUUUCCGGAAAGGGGUAGUAGGAGAUUGGAAGAGCCUUUUUAGUGAAGCACAAAGCCAGAAAGUGGAUGCUAAAUUUAAAGAGUGCUUAGUGGGAACAAAGCUGGAAGCAAAGCUGAAGUACGAUGUGUACUGCAAAGCCUGAAAGUGUCCCUUGUGGAAAAUCACAUUUUGGUGAACACUUUUUGUGUAAUCUCAAACACUCAAGAAAAACAGAAAUCAAGCACUUUUAUGUGGCAAUUUUCAAAAAAAUCAAGCAAUUUUCAGAUAUUGUGAUACUCUUUAAUGUCAGAUUCCUAGCAUAUAUUUUAAACUAAGCUGGGUCUUGUCACACACUUUAAUAGCCUAUUUUUCUGAGAUGGGAUCAGUUACUUCAUUAUGAUGAUUUUAAGAAGUAGGGGAGGAUGACGUGUGGAGGAUUGCCAGAUGUUAACCUGGAGAAUGUGCCUGUCCCUUUAAAAUGGCUGAAGGGGUCAAAGAGGAUGCAGCUGCUGUGUUUCCUACCCCAUUUCUCUAUGGGCUCCUUUAACCAUUCUUCUCCCCCACCUGCUGUGGGGCAAAACUUCAGCCUUGCUAUGUAGGAAGAGGUUGCAAAUGGGACCUGUAGAGGAAUAGGGCAGGAAGUGAUAUGCAUAGCUUGGGUAAAAAGACCUUGUAAUUGGUAACUUUGGCUCAAGAGGGGGAGUAUCUUAUGCAGGGGAGACCAGAAAACCUUUAAAAUGGCUGUGCUUAUGCUAAAAGUACUUGUGAGUUUGAACUAUAAUAACAAAGCUGUGCCUUAUUAUCUGCUAUCUACUAUCUGCUUCUUUGCCUACCUCAAUGCUUAAAGCUUUUAAAAGGGCAGGCAGGAUCUCUGGUUAAUCCUAGGGAUGUGCAUGAAACCAUUCGGAGGCCCUUUUAAGGCUGUUUGGCUGGUUUGAAGAUGUGUGUGUGGGUGUGUGUGUGUGUCACACUUUAAGGGUGCGGGAGGGUGCACUUACCCCUCCCUCUGCUUUUCUCCUGCCGGGGCUCCGUUUUUCAAAGCUCCUUCGAGGUGGCAGCCUACCUCCCUGCCACUCCAUCCCCUCUUUGCCCAGAAGUACCGGGCCCGCCCAACGUGCGUGUGGAGUGCACAUAAGUGCAACCCCGCUGCCUUUGAACCACCCCCGCCCAGUUCCAUGCACAUCCCUAGUUAAUACCUGGCAAUCCUAGAUGAAUCGUCUCACGAAAGCUCAUGCUUUCCCAUUCCCUCUUACAAAACUUUGAGGUAUCACAGCAAACUAUACGGUGUGUACAUGGUUGCAGUUAUAUGGGACUUUGCCCUCUUGGGGAGCCUGAUGUACUGCUCCUGCCACCAUUAUUAAGGGUUGCUCAGGGGCAGCCCAAGACAUUUUGCUGUCUAAGGCAAAGGGCAAUAUGAUACUCUCCCCCCCCGCCCCCCAUCUAUGGGUGGGUGUUCAGCAUUCUCAUGCCACGCUGAUGAGGUCCUGGUGACAACACGUGAGCACUCUCAAGACAAUGCCACCAAGCCAGGCAGUGGUGACAGCAGCGUUCCCAGCUCCAGCUGGGUGGUGAAGACGAAGAGGUGUGCCCCAGCAGGGUGAGGAAGCAAGAAUGAACAGCCUGGGAGGUGAGGAAAGGUGGGGCCCAUGGUUCCUGCCGCCCCCUGUGCCUCUUCCUGUGCCCGAGGCAACUGUCUCACCCUGCCUCAUAGAAGGGCUGCCCCUGGGGUUGCUGAGUCUUGUGGCAGUCAGGGGGCAGGACUCUGGGCCCUCUGAGCAGUAAAGAGAAAUUCAGCAGUGAAGUCUUUUCAAAUCACGGAACCUUUUCCAAACAAGCAGAUGUGGCAAUGGAGAAAAGCUUCACAUCAUGUUAAAAGCACAGGAGUUCUGCCAGCAAAAAGCAGAACUCUGUAAUAUAAAAUUUGAACAGAAGGCUGAAGCUCAGGCCAGUAUCAUGUGUGGCUGUUGGACCUAUAUGGACAAAAAACCUGGGGUACAAUUCACUUCUAAAUGUUUUCUAAUUUUAGGGAAUCAUAAGCCUGAUAACUGAUUCACGCAAUAAACUUUUUCUAUGUGGAUGGGAUCAUUGCACUCAAAAUCUUUAGGAAAGUGUGAUAUGACAAUGGCUGGUAAACCCCAUUUCCCACCCACCCCCAUAGCCAAGCAGCAUGUUGCAUUAGGUUUCUGGAUAAAAUAUGGUAGAAGAAAUAGAUACUGCUCAUGAAUCAAUCAGAAAUUUAUUCAGCACAUCAAGGUGGAUGUUCAAGAGCUUUCAGAAAUAGCACCUAUAGACUUUUGUUGCUACUUUGGAUGUGUAUCA